UCGUUUCUUAUGUGUUAUUAAUGUGACAUUCUUGUGUACUGGAAAGUUUGUAGUUUUUUUAAGUUUGCCUCAACAAGUGUGUUUUCGUUGGUGAAAGAGUGUCAUGUAAGAUCAGUAAGGAAAAGGAUUUCUCCCGUUGAACUUCCUAAGGCAGCCGAUGUGCUUUUUCGAUGGCUGCUGCGAUGGUGUUGACGGACGUGCUGGUGAUGUGACAGAAAAGUGGUCGACGUACAGCGAGGCGGGUGACGAGGCCCGUGUCGUCCUGCCGUCCCCGAGGUCGGCGAUCAGCUCGGGGCGCCUCGGAGGCAGGCUCAGUGGGAGUGAAAUCUCGGGCCAUCUCCAAGCGCUGGAAUAUUCGUGCUUUGGAAGCGACUGCGGCCUGCUUGGCCAGGGGCUGUCUCGCGCCUGGCUCUCGGGGGAGUUCUGGUGUGCAAGAGUUCGCUGUUGCAACACAGGAAGGCCGUCGUGGCCUGAAAUAGCAGCAACAUCUGCAACUCGGAACACCUGUGGCAAGUGUCGUGUCGUCGGGCGACCUGGGAGCACAGGUGCGCGCGCCUGGCCUGUGUGGAUACCCGCGAGGCCUCGAAUGUGCCGGUGUGGAUACUGUGGGCUCGCCGGGAAGCUAGACGUGCUCUGUUCCGGUGAAAUAUUCAAAGCUGAAUCGUAUUCUACAUUGGCGCUUGACCUGCCUGGAAGCAACAACGCCCACAGCUUUUAGCACCGGAAGCGGGCGAUCGAACAGUAACAUUUGCCAGGAAGUAGAAAGCAGAAGAUAAAGGAAA
This is a messenger RNA of Penaeus monodon (black tiger shrimp), 782 nucleotides long. RefSeq lists its product as uncharacterized. The transcript is spliced from 2 exons. The coding region runs from base 158 to 718 and encodes 186 amino acids. The record is from RefSeq and is a predicted model, not a curated record. NCBI's taxonomy places the organism in Eukaryota, Metazoa, Arthropoda, Malacostraca, Decapoda, Penaeidae.